AUGCUAGUUAAAGGAGAGUCAUCAUCAAAAGUCUGCAUGGGGGAGGAAACCUGGACAGUGAGAUUCAUUGUGUGUCCAGAACUUGCCGGGGUCGUGAUACUUGGUGCCGAUUUCCUACGCUACACCAAAGCCCUCCUAAAUUUUGCAGAAAGAACCUUUUCCACUCAUCGUGCCACCGGGGCUAACGCAGAUACUUCGCUAUCGAAAGAUGACGCAGAUGACAUCUGCAACACCCUUUUUGAAAAUGCAGUCACUCUCAUGAACAACCUAGAUGAUCUUUGUGUGCAGCUGACCCACAUUUCUGAUGACGAGAGAAAAGAACUCCGUGAGCUCCUGCUUAAGUAUGCGAGCAUCUUCUCGUGUCAGGGUCCACACAGACGUGUUCCACCUCCUUUGCUGGAGGAAGUAAACCGUCUGAUUGAAGAGAUGCUUCGAGAUGAGGUUAUAAAGCCACCCAAGUCAACAUGGGUCCCUCCUAUCGCGCCGGUAAAGAAGAAUGACGGCAGUCUGCGACUACGCAUCGACUACAGGAAGUUGAAUGCUGUAACCAAGACGGAUGCCUUCCCCCUCUCCCGCAUAAAUGACUCACUUGACUCCUUACAUGGGUCGCAGUGGAAUUUCACCCUUGAUUUGAAGUCGGGAUAUUGGCAAGUGGAAGUAGCAGAAGCAGACAGAGAGGAGACUGCUUUCAUAUUGCCAAACGGACUUUAUGAAUUCCAAACGAUGUCCUUCGGACGCUGUAACGCAGUGGCUACUAUCCAACGACUAAUGAAAAUAACACUAAUCGGCCUAUUUCCAAAACCUUGCAUGAUCUAUCUCGAUGACAUUCUCGUUUUUGGCGGAGAUAUUCAAGAGCAUAAUGCCAACCUGAAACUAGUGCUGGAUCGUCUACGAGAUGCAAGGUUAACCCUGGACCCGAAGAAGUGCCGUUUCCUGCAACGCUUGGUCACCUUCCCGGGACAUACGGUCCAGUCGAAUGCGAUUGCAGUCACCGAAGACCGUGCAAAACAAACGGAGCUCCGCACUUUCCUAUGUCCGGCAGGUUAUUACCGGCGUUUUGUUAAGGGUUUUACUAAGAUCGCCAGCCCGCUACAUAAAUUAACCGAAAAGCAGAGGGAGAAGAAUUUUAAAUGGGAGAAAAAGCAUGAUGAGACGUUUAAAGAACUGAAGCGAAUGCUCUGCUCUGCGCCGAUCCUAGCAUUGCUAAACUUCAAAUCGAGCGCUCCACCGUUUGUACUGGAUACGGAUACGAGCGACGCAGCCGUGGGCGGUGUACUCUCACAAAAGGACAAAGAAGGAAAGAAGGGAACACGCCAUUGCCUACGCAAGUACAAGGCUCAACAUAACCUGAUAGCGAGGAAGUUCUUUGUUAGAACCGACCAUCAGGCACUCACCUGGUUAAAAACAAUGAAGGAGAUCGAUCAUUCAGUCGCACUCUGGUACGAAGAACUGCAACAGUAUAAUUUUACAGUUCAAUGCAGAAAAGGAAGGAAGCAUGGUAAUGCGGAUGCACUAUCCCGCAGACCAACUCCAGCAGAAACAGCUGACGUUAUGGUGGCUGUGGCUCUCAAUUUGUUAUCACUGGGGCCCUCGAGCUUGUUUCAUCCUGUUAUUGUGCUCACGUUGGUUCGUGACCCACAAUGUCAUAUCCCACAGUUGGUGGUGCUUGGUCAACGACGCCUUGUGAUUCACGAGGUUGGUGGGUAG
Echinococcus granulosus is the source of this 1707-nucleotide messenger RNA. RefSeq names its product Retrovirus-related Pol polyprotein from transposon 297. Lineage: Eukaryota; Metazoa; Platyhelminthes; Cestoda; Cyclophyllidea; Taeniidae. The transcript has 6 exons. The record is from RefSeq and is a predicted model, not a curated record. The coding region runs from base 1 to 1707 and encodes 568 amino acids.